AUUGAGUUAGAACUUUGGUCUCUGUAAUUGGUGAGUGGAGCCAACGGAGUUCAGCGGAACGACCAAUAGAACAGAGACCGAAGUUUUUGGUCUACGGUGCAGGCUGCUUGGCCUCAGGCCGCGCUCAGCUCAGCUGUUAUCAGCAGUCAGCGCAGUCAGCCUAGGCUAUGUUGACUGCAUUACCUUUACAGCAGGCAAGAUCAUUGUGUAGAUCGAUUGACUGGAAGUAUCCACAAAAUGACAGACAAAAACUGCAACAGACUGAGGCCAUUAACUGUGAAGAGGAUCCAUACAAAGUAGAAGCAGAAAAAUGCAUUUUAUGCAAGUAUCAAGUCCCAGUGUCAUAUAAGAAUGUCCAGCUGCUCUCUCAGUUUGUAUCACCUAAUACGGGUCGUAUCUUUGGUCGUCACAUCACUAAACUGUGUGAAGCACAGCAUCACAGGGUUACCAAAGCUAUUAAGAGGGCCAUACAAAUGGGUUUUAUGCCAAACCAGUACAGGUCGACACAGUUCCUGAAGGAUCCAAGCCUCUAUGAUGUCAGGUACACCGGUAGCAAUGUGAUUGGACAGUAUUCCAAGCUACCUGAUAGCAACAUCAGUGAAGAGGAGCUGCUGGAAGCACAUUAGCGGCGCUCUGAUGAAGAUGAAAAGACAACAAAGAGUUGAUGAACUGUGCGUUUAUAUAGAAAGACUAUUGAUAUGAAGCAGUGAUGUUUUGAUUUACGAUUGACUGGGAGCGCCAGCAAGGACAGUAUUCUCUAUUUGAUUGUAAUAUUGACCAUCAACGACCGUAACCACAGUUAUUUUGCUAAGUACUACAUCGUGUGAUGUUUCACCUGUUGUCUACAAUUUCUUACCUGAGAAUGCUGUUUAAGUAAAGGGAAAUUUAUCCUUUACUUUUUCAGGUGAAUUUAAGAUCAUUGUUGAUUAUUACAAAUGUACAGUGAAAUCUGUCUGUAGUGACCACCCAUGGGUAACAUGAAAUGUGGCCUUUAUAGACAGAUGGCUGCUAUAGACAGGUUCGUAUACACACAAUCUGCCUCCAUGGGAAUCAGUUUUAGUGGUCACUAUAGGCAGGGGGUUGCCAUAGACAGGUGACCACAAAGACUGGUUUGACUGUUCAAAAAGCAAUUGCUAGCAGACAAAAAGGGGAAUGAUCUCUAUUUGCUCUUUUUAGGGGGAUAGGGACUGCCUCCAUCAGCCCAUUCCUCCUCUACCUGGAUGUGUACUGUCUUGUUGGAAAAGUUUGGACACUCGUCAUCAAUUCGCUCAUCAUUGCCCAAACAAUCUGUUUGGGAGGGGGAUAAACAAAGUACCUUCCAUAUAUCUUUCUUUCUGGUUCAGAGAAACUCUGUACACAAAGUGUGGUAAUAUUCAAAUUUGAAAAUUUUUGCUUGAAAGUUUGUAAUUUGCUAGUCAUUGUCAGUAUAAUGAAGCAUAUUUUGUAAAUGUAAUUAAAUUUUUCAAAUUCUGGUUUAAAAAGAUCUAUGUGGUACUUUUUUGUGUAUGUAUUGUUUUGCUUACAGACGCUGUGGAUGAAUAUUCCUUCAUGUGAUAAAACCAUUGAUCUGUUCAUUAACUACAGUGUGCAUACUAUGAUUAUGUGAGGCACUUCAUACAUGUUUCCCAUUAAUAAGGCAUCAGUAAAAUCAGUCUUUGAAGAUUAUGUUGAGAUUAAAGUUUUCAAAAUUUCAUCUCGAACCAUCUUCAGGAACUGAGUUUAUUAAUGAAACUGAACUGCAAACCACUACCGUGAAUUCAGUACAACCAUGCAUACCUUCAAAUAUUAAAAAUGGAACUGGUUUUUUGUUGCAUCCCAGAAACGACGCAACCGAAAAUUAUCAAUGAUUUACUGUACAAGCUGUAAUUUUCGCGGGGGUUUUAUUUUCGCGGAUUUCGCGAAUUGCCGAUCGCCCGCGAAUUUAACAACACGCGAAAAUAUUGACACACUUGUUAGUCAGUGCCAAUGUCCCCAACAGCAAAGCUUUGCUAUUGAAAACAUACUGUGUAGUGAGAAAAUGGAGAUAUGCACCUCUAUAUGUACAAAAAAUAAGGCUUAGAAAGUACAGUUAGUGAUUCAAAAAGUUAGCUAGAAUUUCACUUUUUUUAAUUUCUCAAACAAAAUCAGAGCCUAAAGUAUUUUCUAACAUUAUUUUAUCAAUAUCUAUACACUCAUUGUAAUAUUAAAAUGUAUUUUCCAUGAAAUAAUUUGAUAUUAUUGUCAUCUGAUUGACUCUAUUACACACGUAUUGGCAGCUAUUUGCAUACUCAUUAAUAUUCAUAAGUCACAUGACCAGAGCUUUUACAGUUGAAGAUUCUGUUCACAAAAUUCCACAUUUUUGCAGUUUUACCAACUUUUUGAAAAAUUAAUAGAACAAAACACAAAUUCUAAAAAUUGCUUAACCUUAUAAAUUACAGAUCAAACUGUGGCAUGAUGAAUUUUCAGAUCUAAAGGUAAAAAAAAUGAAAUUUAAACCACCUUUUUCCACAGUUUGUAACUGUUUUUACAGGGACAUAUUUAUGUACAAAAGACACAUCAGUAUGGGACUGUGAGGAGUAAAGAUUUGCACGUAAUUAGCACUAGUUUUGCUUCUUUUAAAUGCUGUGGAAAUGUUUUCUACAUCUUCCGAUCGCGAAUUUAACAACCCGCCAAAAUGUCGGGACCCCCGCGAUUCGCGAAAAAUUCUGUACGCGAAAAUAACAGCUUCUACAGUAUCAUAACUUAUUCAUAAAUACAUCUGACAAAUAAACUAUCAUUGUAAAACUUA
Lytechinus pictus (painted urchin) is the source of this 2767-nucleotide messenger RNA. Its product is annotated as small ribosomal subunit protein bS18m-like. The record is from RefSeq and is a predicted model, not a curated record. The transcript has 5 exons. Gene Ontology annotation, cellular component: mitochondrial small ribosomal subunit; ribosome. The coding region runs from base 168 to 626 and encodes 152 amino acids. Gene Ontology annotation, molecular function: structural constituent of ribosome; small ribosomal subunit rRNA binding. NCBI's taxonomy places the organism in Eukaryota, Metazoa, Echinodermata, Echinoidea, Temnopleuroida, Toxopneustidae. Gene Ontology annotation, biological process: mitochondrial translation.